Molecule: messenger RNA, 5063 nt
Organism: Sus scrofa (pig)
Lineage: Eukaryota; Metazoa; Chordata; Mammalia; Artiodactyla; Suidae
Gene: AHR
Product: aryl hydrocarbon receptor
Biological process (GO): response to xenobiotic stimulus; xenobiotic metabolic process; regulation of transcription by RNA polymerase II
Cellular component (GO): aryl hydrocarbon receptor complex; nucleus
Molecular function (GO): protein dimerization activity; transcription cis-regulatory region binding; nuclear receptor activity
Source: RefSeq, marked provisional
GGCGCGGCUGUGUGCAACCGGGCCCCGGCCGCUGCCGCCGUCCGGGUCGCCGCCGGGUCUCGAAGACCGGGCUGUCUGCGCUCGGGGAGGAGCCGCCGCCAGCCAGGCACCAUGAACAGCAGCAGCGCCAACAUCACCUACGCCAGUCGCAAGCGGCGGAAGCCCGUGCAGAAAACUGUCAAGCCAAUCCCAGCUGAAGGAAUCAAGUCAAAUCCUUCAAAGCGGCAUAGAGACCGACUUAAUACAGAAUUGGACCGCUUGGCCAGCCUGUUGCCUUUUCCACAAGAUGUUAUUAAUAAGCUGGACAAACUCUCAGUUCUUAGGCUCAGUGUCAGUUAUCUAAGAGCCAAGAGCUUCUUUGAUGUUUCAUUAAAGUCCUCACCAGCUGACAGAAAUGGAGUCCAGGACAACUGUAGAACAAAAUUCAGAGAAGGCCUGAAUUUGCAGGAAGGCGAGUUCUUGCUACAGGCUCUAAAUGGCUUUGUGUUAGUUGUCACUACAGAUGCUUUAGUCUUUUAUGCUUCUUCUACUAUACAAGAUUACCUGGGAUUUCAGCAGUCUGAUGUCAUCCAUCAGAGUGUAUAUGAAUUGAUCCAUACUGAAGACCGAGCUGAAUUUCAACGUCAGCUGCACUGGGCGUUAAACCCUUCACAGUGUCCAGACUCUGGACAGAGAAUUGAUGAAGCGAGUGGCCUCUCACAGCCAGCAGCUUAUUAUAACCCAGAACAGCUUCCUCCAGAAAAUUCUUUUAUGGAGAGGUGCUUUGUUUGCCGACUAAGAUGUCUUCUGGAUAAUUCAUCUGGCUUUCUGGCAAUGAAUUUUCAAGGUAGGUUGAAGUAUCUUCAUGGACAGAACAAGAAAGGGAAAGAUGGAUCAAUACUUCCACCUCAGUUGGCUCUGUUUGCAAUAGCUACUCCACUUCAGCCACCAUCCAUACUUGAAAUCAGAACCAAAAAUUUCAUCUUUAGAACCAAACACAAACUAGACUUUACACCUACUGGUUGUGAUGCCAAAGGAAAAAUUGUUUUGGGCUAUACUGAAGCAGAGCUGUGCAUGAGAGGAACAGGGUAUCAAUUUAUUCACGCUGCUGAUAUGCUUUAUUGUGCUGAGUACCAUGUACGGAUGAUUAAGACUGGAGAGAGUGGCAUGAUAGUGUUCAGGCUUCUUACGAAAGACAAUCGAUGGACAUGGGUGCAGUCAAAUGCACGCUUAGUUUAUAAAAAUGGAAGACCAGAUUAUAUCAUUGCAACUCAGAGACCUCUCACAGAUGAAGAAGGAAAAGAACAUCUACGAAAACGCACUCUGAAGUUGCCUUUUAUGUUUGCCACUGGAGAAGCUGUUCUCUAUGAGAUAACCAGCCCUUUUACUCCCACAGUGGAUCCCUUACCAGUCAGGACUAAAAGUGGUGCUAAUGGAAAAGAUUCAGCUACAAAGUCAUCUCUAAGUAAGGAUUCCCUCAACCCUAGCUCCCUCCUGAGCGCCAUGAUGCAGCAAGAUGAGUCUGUUUAUCUCUGCCCUGCUUCAAGCAGUACACCUUUCGAAAGAAAUUUUCUCAGUGAGUCUCUGAAUGAAUACAGUAGUUGGCAAAACAGUGUUGCACCAAUGGGAAGUGAUAAUGUCCUGAAACAUGAGCAAAUUGGUCAGUCCCAGGAAAUGAACCUGACACCCUCUGGAGAUCAUGCCGGGCUCUUUCCAGAUAGUAGAAAUAGUGACUUGUACAGCAUUAUGAAACACCUAGGCAUUGAUUUUGAGGAUAUUAAACACAUGCAACAGAAUGAGGAAUUUUUCAGAACUGACUUUCCUGGUGAAGAUGACUUCAGAGACAUUGACUUAACAGAUGAAAUUCUGACCUAUGUGGAAGAUUCUUUAAAUAAGUCUACCUUUGGAGGUUCAGGUUACCAACAAUCCUUGGCUUUGAACUCAAGCUGUAUGGUACAGGAGCAACUCCAGUUAGAGAAGCAGCAGCAGCAGCAGCUACAGCACCAUCAAAAGCACAUAGCAGUGGAGCAGCAGCAACAACUGUGUCAGAAAAUGAAGCAUAUGCAAGUUAAUGGCAUGUUUGCAAACUGGAGCUCUAACCAACCCGUGCCUUUUGGUUGUCCUCAGCAAGACCUACAGCAAGACCUACAGCAGUAUAAUAUCUUUCCAGACUUACCUGGAACCAAUCAAGAGUUUUCCUACAAAUCUGAGAUUGAUACUCUGCCUUACACACAGAACUUUAUUCCCUGUAGUCAGUCUGUGUUGCCACAACAUCCCAAGGGUCCACAGUUAGACUUUUCUAUAGGGAAUUUUGAACCAGCCCUGUACCCUACUACUUCUUCUAAUUUAGAAGAUUUUGUCACAUGUUUACAAGGUGCUGAAAACCAAAAGCCUGGACUAAAUCCACAGUCAGCCAUGGUGACUCCUCAGACAUGCUAUGGUGGAGCUGUGUCCAUGUACCCGUGCCAGCCGGACUCUCAGCAUAGCCAUGUGGCCCAGAUGCAGUACAGCCCAGCAAUGCCAGGCCCACAGGCCUUUUUCAACAAGUUUCAGAGCGGAGGAGUUUUAAAUGAAACUUACCCAAAUGAAUUAAAUAGCAUAAAUAACACUCAGACUACCACCCAUCUUCACCCGUCAGAAGCCAGAACUUUCCCUGACUUGACAUCUAGUGGAUUCCUGUAAUACCAUGCCCACUUUUCACCUUGGUUUUUGGAUGAGUUUGUGAACCGUUACUGAGUCAUCAACCUGUCAGUGUUGGACAUCAGCAAGUUCACAGGGAAGCAUUGAUGUGUGUUGUUCUGUUACUCCAAACCAAAUUUUAAAGUUUUUAUAAGAGGAGUAAAUUACAUAUCUAUAGUCAUUAAAAUUGAAAGUGUGGGCCCACAGAGGAGUGAGACCCCAUCUACAUUUUACAGUAUUCUGAAAUAAUAAUAUCACAGAAUCUAUAAAACUUCAAGGGGACUUUGUGACAGUUUUAAAUAAGUCAGAAUAAAAUGAACUGCUUUGAGUUUUGAACUUAUAGAUUCUUAUUACUGUACCAAAUAUGAACUAUUUCAUUUUUAGCUUCUGCUUCUAUCUCAGAUGUUAAAAUGAGUGGUUUGGUGCUUUUAUAAAAAGAUAUUCUCAGUACUCUCCUCCUUCCUUGGUCAUGUAAGUGCCUCACAAUUUUUUCUACCUAUAACACUGUAGGAGUAUAUUUUAUAUAAAAUAUACUUUCUCUUUUUAAAAGUAAUAAUAUUCGGCACACAAAUAUUAUUAGUAUUUCUUAAAUUCAGUCAUUUUUAUUAGUCCAGGCAUGUUUUAACUGCACUACUCACCCACUUUCUUCAGGUAAAGGACAAAUAAUGAUUGAAAAGAUAAUUAUUUAUUAUAUAAUCUAGUUGCUUCUAGACUUUAAUGUUGCCAUGUGCCUUACACUGAACAGUUUUGAAAGUAAAAAUGUCCUUCCAAAUUAUUUUUAAUGAUCAUAUAAAUAUUAAGACAGCAGCACUAAAGUUUCAACUUUUCAGAAGUAAUAAGAGAUAGACCACCAUUUGUCUUUAUUGAAAACUCCACCCUGAUAGUUGACUGUUGCAGUAUAAAAAAAAUCUGCUGUUAAAUGUAGCCCUGUUUAUUAACUGAAAAUGAAAAGAAGCAGUUUUAUUUUUAGCUCUUUAAGAAUAAGGCACCUAUUUCAAUGUGUAUAAAUUCUUUAAAAACUGUUUUAGCUCUAUAAUCCUUUAAGAUGGUAUAGUAUAUUAACUAUAAAUUUCACUUCUUAGUACAGUGGAAACUUUGUUUUUCUCAUAUUUGAGGAGUGUUAAGACUGGAUGUAGUGAUGUUUGGUGUAAAGUAUUGAGUGAAAAGAAUGGUGUGUUGUGUAGUUUAUAAAGAACAAAAUUAUUGGUAAAAUAUUUCUGUCUUUCAUUUAAAGAUAGUGCAUACCUUCUAUAUGCACAUAAAUAAUUUGAGUCACCAUAUUUUAUUAGUGUCAUUUUCAGAGAGCAAAUAAUGAGUCCAACUUCUUUUAAAAGUUGGUAUUAAGGCAACCAUGCAGUUCUCUUAAAAUAUGAGGUUGUUUCUAUUAUAAAAUGACCUUUAUUGUCAGUAAGGCAAAUUAAUCACUCUACUAAUAAUUUUAUCAUCCUCAGUUGACUUGCAAGUGCAACCAUGGCCUUUCUUUUAUUUAAACAUGAGAUCUGAAAGGCUCAGUCACAUUUUGCAUGUAAAUAAAACAUGGAGUUCCAACCUGAGAUAUAGUAUUAAAAUACAUUUUUUUUUCGUAAAUUAAUGUAUAUAAAAGUGACUUUGGACAAAAUAUCUAUGUCAGUUCUAUGCAUUUUCAGUCAAAACGCUGAACCUGUAGUCAAUAUGUGUUGAAAAAAUAGAUUUGUCUAAAACAUUUCAUAAUUUGUUUCCAGCAUAAGGUGUCACUAAUGAUUAGACCAGUGGUCCAGAUUAAUACUCCAUUUUUACGUUUAAACCUUACAUUAAAAGUCUUCAUAUAAAUAAUUUUUGUUAGUUUCUUCCACACAUUACUGGAUGAAUUGUUUAGUGAAAAACAUAGGCUUUUUCAAUUGUGAAUACGAUGACAAUCAAUUAUACACUUAUUAUAAAAUUUUUAAAAAUUCAAAGAAAUAUUGUAUAUUUUUAUCUAUAUAAAGUAACUAAAGUUUAUCUAAUAAUAAUAAUAAUAAAAUCACAUUAAACCAAACACACCUUUGUCUGUAUUGCUAAGUGCCAAACAAAGAAUGCUUUAUGUACUGCUAUACCAAGGGAUUUAUUUUUAGAUGAUGUAUACUUCUAAGGAUGUGGAUGUGUUGAUUUGAUCUUUUCCUGUGGCAGGUGGUUCUUCCAGUACCUGAAGAUUCCCCAGUGUUCCAAUGUAUUAUAGAGCUUUCAAUCAUUACUGUGCACAUAGUGUUUUUCAGUAUUACUCAACUUUAGGUAAAUGUUUUCAUGGGUGUUCUCUCCCUCAAGAUGUUACUGCUUACAUAUGCCAUGCAUACAUUUUUGUUUAAAGUAUGAUUUAUAAUAUCCUUAUCAAACAAAAUUGUAUACAAUAAUAUAUAUGGUAAUAAAAUAAUCACCAAGUAUGAAUAAUA